CUCUCGAGCUAAGUUCCUUCUAAAAAGAAAAGAACUCUCUAUCGAGUGAGAAAAAAGGGGUUUUUGUUCAUAAGCGGCGUAUCUCAGCCUUCAUUUCUUGUUUCGCGAUCGAAACGUAACGCAUCACAUUCAAUGGAUUCGUAUCAGCAACAACCUCACGGUGGUGGUUACAUGAGACCACCACCUCCGCCACACACGGCGGAUCCUCACCAACAACAACAUCACCAGUUUCAUCAAAUCCCGCCUCCUCCUCCUCCACAAGGUCCCUGGUUCACCCCUCAAUUUCAGUACCAAACCCCCUCACCUCCGCAACAGUGGCCUCCACCGCCAGCUCCGGCGCCUCCUCCGCAGUCGAAUCCAUAUGCAUAUCAUCCUAAUCAGUUUCCUCCACCUCCGGCGCCACCUCCUCCUCAUCAUGCUCGUCCUCCUCCGCCGCAGUUUCAGCCUCACUCUCACCUUCCUCAGCCUUAUCCUCAGGAAUGGAACAACAACCCUGGCUGGCCACAGAAUCAAGCAUAUCCAGCCCAUACGAACGAAGAAGAUUGGGCUGCCAAGGCCAGAGCAUGGGCUGAUGCUAAGUCCGCAAUGGAUAAUCAGCAUCCACAACCACAUUAUUCGCCUGCUGGAAGAUUGCCAGAGCAAACCCAUUAUCAUGAUCCAUAUCAGCAAUCUGUAGACCCACGUUAUACCGAUGUUCAAAACCAUUCUCAUUCAUCAUCAGGCUAUCAACAAUUUUCCUUCGUAGAUCCAUCUAUGCAGCGAAAUUCAGGACAUUCCCAGGAGGCUCCAUCUGCCAGUUUAGAGGCAGCUUAUACUUCAGAUGGACAUUCAUACAGUACCAGAGACGGGACCAGCGUCGGGGAUCCAAAUGCUUCGUUUGAACAAGCAAACUUGCCUACAAAUCCAUCAGUUCAUCCGCAGGAGGUACCUUCUAGUUAUAGUUCUGUUGCAGGUAAAGAGGCAGCUGAUCAGGCUCAACAAUCGUAUGCAAUGAUGUCUUUGCCAAGUUCCUCAUCUCAAGAACAAUACCAUGUGCAACCAUCAAUGCAUGCACCAUCGUUUGCAUCUCACAGCCAUUCUGUUGACUCGUCUAUCAAUCUUGCAGAUCAACCUUUAAAUUUUGCACCUACGUUUAGUCGUGACAGUGACCUGCAAAUGCAAUCAACUUAUAAUCAUCAUGAUUCUGCUUCUUCAAUGAAUAACUGGGGGGCUCCAGUGGCACCUGGUGUUGUUUAUCCACCAAUACAUCCAAGUCAUCCCUCAGGGCCACAGCAUGACCCUUCUAUUACUACUCCUGGUCAUGUAGCAGCACCAUAUGGAAGGUUUCCUGGACCUGGUCACCCUCCAACGAUUCCAACGAAUGGUGCACCCUAUUCCCUUAACACAGCAGCUACAAUUCAUCCUACUGCAGCUUUUUCUGCUGAUGCAUAUGGUGUUUCUGGUGUUCCUGAACGUCCCAAGAAGGCGUCAGUCCCUAACUGGCUUAGAGAGGAAAUAAAGAAAACAGUCAUCACUGCUCCUUCUGCCGAUCAUCCAAAAGUGGAAGAAACACUUGGGGUUGAUGGCAUUGAUAAAUCAUAUGUGAAGGCUGAUGAUGAGACAGACAGUAAAAGUAUUGAUUCGUCUAGAUCAGCUGAGGAUGAAGAGGAGGAAGAGGUUGAAGUAGCUAGAACUGCAGCAAUCAACCAAGAAAUAAAAAAAAUUCUUACUGAAGUUCUUUUGAAGGUUACUGAUGAAUUGUUUGAUGAAAUUGCAACCAAAGUUCUCAGUGAAGACGAUCUGACUGCUGAAGUGGGUUAUAAUGUUAGCACUUCAAACCAUAAGGCAUCAAUCUCUCCACCCUCUGCACCGGUUCCUAAGGCAACUGCUAAAGUUUUAGUUCCAGUUAAAGCAAAGGAAACAGAGAAUGAUGGUGCCAAUGAAAAAUCUAAUUCCAGCUCUCCUGGAGAUGUUUUAGGUCUUGGAAAUUAUGGUUCUGAUGCCGAUGAUGAAAUUGAGAGUUCCACUGUGCCUGCUCCUGCAAAAGAUGAUGCGUAUAUGGUGAAUAAUACAGCCAAAACCAACUCAUCGCUAUCGAGAAAUAGCAAUGGUGCUGCCAUUGAUCAAUCACACGAUGCUAAGAUGACCAAAGAAUCUGAUUCCAAUGUAGUUUCUAAAGAUGCUAGGGAUAAUGGGCUUGAUGAAAUUGAAAGAAGCCAUAAUAGGUUUAAUGGUUUUAGCUCGAAAGACAUGUCAGGGGUGCCAAGAGCUGAAUUGCGUGAACAGAAUGGCGUAGAGAAAGCAACGGAUGACCAUCUAGGUAAGGAAAGCAGAAGAAAAUCAGAAAAAAAUGACCGACAUGACAAGAGUUCUUCCGAGAAGGAUUUUAAGGAGGUAAAAAGUAGUCAUAAGACCAGGCCAGAUGAAAAAGGUGAUGAGAGCAAAAGAAGAAAGGAUGAAAGAAAUCAGAAAAAGGAACAAACAGAUUACAUCAGUGAGUCAAAAGAAAGAGUGAAGGAGCAGAAUGAUAGGCAUGGGGAGAAGGCAAAGGAAUCAGAAUCAAGGAAAAGGUCCUCCCAUGUUGAUGUCAAGGAUGAUAGGAAGGGAGCAGAAAAGGCUCAUAGAGGUAGUACCACCGAAGAUACUAGCCGGAAAAAGGAACAUACAAAGGAUAAGGGGGAGAAUAAAUCUAGGCGAAGAGAAGCUAGUGACCACAAUAGGCACAAAAGAAGACGAUCAUCGUCAGUAAGCAGUAGAGGUAGAACCAGCAAGGAUCAUAAUCAUGCCGAUGAUUCAAGUGGUGAAGGCUCAGAAGGCUCAAAAAGGAAGCUGCGUUCGAAGAAACGUGACUUGUCACCAUCUCCAGUCAGGUCUAAACGAAGACAAGUUUCGCGGUCUCCUCAUAGCAAGCGUUCUCAUCGCGGGCAUUCUCCCUAUUCUUCUCUUGAUAAUUCCAGGGUAAGAAGGUCAAGAUCCAAAUCACCAGUUCGGAAGCAUAGGUCAAGAUCCAGAUCACCUGUUCGGAAGCAUAGGUCAAGAUCCAGAUCACCUGUUCGGAAGCAUAAGUCAAGAUCCAGAUCACCUGUUCGGAAGCAUAGAUCAAGAUCAAAAUCACCUGUUCGGAAGCAUAAGUCAAGAUCACCUGUUCGGAAGCAUAGGUCAAGAUCCAGAUCACCUGUUCGGCAGCAUAGGUCAAGAUCCAGAUCACCUGUUCGGCGGCAUAGGUGAACGGCGAGGACAGCUGUUAAUGACAGUUGUUGAUGCUUCUACCGGGUUCGUACAAGAGAACAUAGUUAUGGAAGAUAGGCUAAGGUUGUUAUGCAUGGUCUUCGGAAGGACUAUCGUUGGGGAUCUAUUAAGAAGUGACGACUUGCCCUAUUUUUGUAGGUUCAAGAUAGAGAUACAGUUGCUUUCCUGAUCUGCUACUCUUCUUUGGGAAGAACUGGUAUAAAAUUCCGGUAGAGUUGGAUAUGUGUGGAAUAUGUUUUGAUUUGAUGUAAAAAAACUUGACGGUUCCAAGCUAUAUCUUUUUGAUAGAAUUCUGUUGUGUAUUUAAGUUCCACCGAUAUUAAAAUCCCCACUGACAAAUUUAAUAGAUGAGAUAGUAAUCCAAAUUUUGCCUAUUC
Molecule: messenger RNA, 3605 nt
Organism: Medicago truncatula (barrel medic)
Lineage: Eukaryota; Viridiplantae; Streptophyta; Magnoliopsida; Fabales; Fabaceae
Product: serine/arginine repetitive matrix protein 2
Exons: 12
Coding region: 133-3207 (1024 amino acids)
Source: RefSeq, a predicted model, not a curated record